Molecule: messenger RNA, 1365 nt
Organism: Podospora anserina S mat+
Lineage: Eukaryota; Fungi; Ascomycota; Sordariomycetes; Sordariales; Podosporaceae
Exons: 1
Coding region: 1-1365 (454 amino acids)
Biological process (GO): transmembrane transport
Cellular component (GO): membrane
Molecular function (GO): transmembrane transporter activity
Source: RefSeq, a predicted model, not a curated record
AUGUCCGACACCAAAUCCCCCGCCGACAGCGAAGCCGGCGAAAUUCCCGAUGGCCUCCCCUCCACCAUCGCCGACGGCAGCACCCCCCUCGACAAAGCCGACAUGUACCGCAUGGGUAAAACCCCCCAACUCCACCGCAACUUCCGCUUCUUCUCCAUCUUCGGCUUCACCAUGGUCCUCAUGCAAACCUGGGAAACAGAACUCAACGUCAGCGUCUUCGGCCUCGUCAACGGCGGCACCGGCGGCGUGAUCUGGGUCUACUUUGGCGCCUUCCUCGGUCUCUUCUUCGCCAUCCUCACCAUGGCAGAAAUGGCCUCCAUGGCGCCCACAACAGGAGGACAGUACCACUGGGUCAGCGAGUUUGCCCCGCGAUCCUCGCAGCGUUUCCUCAGUUUCAUUGUCGGUUGGUUAAGCGUGCUAGGCUGGCAGGUCGGCAACCCGGCGAUUUGUUUCCUUCUGGCGCAGCAGAUCCAGGGGUUGGUUAUUCUCAACCACCCUUCGUAUGUUCCUGAGCGGUGGCAUCUCACGCUGCUGGUCAUCGCCAUUUUGACCGUCUGCAUGGUUCUCAACACCCUCCUCUACCGCGCCCUACCGCUGUUGGAAACUCUCGCUCUUGUGCUGCACACGGCCGGCUUUCUCGCAGUACUGAUUCCCCUGUGGACAAUGGGUCCAAAACUGCAAUCCGCUCACGACGUCUUCUUCACCUUUGCCGACGGGGGAGGAUGGGGAAACACCGGGCUUUCCUGCCUGGUGGGGAUUCUCUCCCCUAUAUUCAGUCUCCUUGGGCCGGACUCAGCUACGCACAUGGCGGAGGAGCUGCAGGAUGCGAGUAAAUCCCUCCCGCGGGCCAUGAUAGCCACAGCACUUCUUAACGGCGUGUCAGGGUUCGUCAUGAUGGUUACCUAUUGCAUGGUUCUCGGGGAUUUGGAGAGUGUGCUACAGACCCCAACAAUGAUGCCGUUCAUCCAGGUGUUUUACAACGCCGUGGGGAGUUACGGCGGUGUGACGGCGAUGACGUGUAUCAUGAUAAUCAUGGCCUCGUGCGGGGUUGUGAAUAACAUUGCGACGAGCAGUCGGCAGCUGUGGGCGUUUGCGAGGGACAGGGGCGUACCGUUCUCGGGGUGGUUUGCCAAGGUGCAUCCGCGGUUAGGGCUGCCGCUGAAUGCGCUGGGGGCGUCGUAUGUGUUUGCUGUGUUGUUGUCGUUGAUCAAUAUAGGGAGCACCGUGGUAAGCUUUCCCGUGUCCUGGGCCUGGUCGGAGGGGGGCACUACUGACCUGGAUGAUAGGCGUUCAACAUCCUCACCAGUCUUGGGGUGGGUGCGUUGCUUUCGUCGUAUGCUAUCUCGUGUGGCUGCAUCGCGGUGA